Molecule: messenger RNA, 2763 nt
Organism: Etheostoma cragini (Arkansas darter)
Lineage: Eukaryota; Metazoa; Chordata; Actinopteri; Perciformes; Percidae
Gene: clcn7
Product: chloride channel 7
Exons: 26
Coding region: 148-2547 (799 amino acids)
Biological process (GO): transmembrane transport; chloride transport
Cellular component (GO): lysosomal membrane; intracellular membrane-bounded organelle
Molecular function (GO): voltage-gated chloride channel activity
Source: RefSeq, a predicted model, not a curated record
GCCCUGCACGCGACCCUUAACCAAGCGUCACGAGUCACCGGAAUGAUCAUGGGGAGUUGAGAAAGAAUAACAUUAGCUAGCUAGUAAGCCAGCGACAACUGCAAUUAAUGAAAUAAUUAAGCGAAAGUUAGGGCAGCGAGCUACACUAUGGCGAAUAUCUCAAAGAAAGUGUCGUGGUCCAGCCGGGCCGAGGAGUCCGGGGUAGCCGGGGAGGGGACGUCGCUGCUCAACGGCUCCCAGCAGCCCAGACUCUCUAGACAGCUGUCUGGAGGAGGCAGUGUAUUUCAGAUAGGCAGACUCAGCACGGUGGAUUUGGAGGAGGAGAUUACGUCAGAUGAGGACUCUCUGAGGGGGCGACCUAAAGAGAUCCCUCAUAAUGAGAAGCUGCUGUCACUUAAAUUUGAGAGUCUGGACUAUGAUAACAUUGAGAAUCAGCUAUUUUUGGAGGAGGAGAGGAGGAUGAGCUACAUGGGUUUUCGCUGUCUGGAGAUCAGUCGCUGGGUGGUCUGUGGUCUAAUCGGCUUUCUGACUGGCCUCAUCGCCUGUUUUAUAGACAUUGCGGUGGAGCAACUGGCUGGGAUCAAAUACCACGUGGUCAAACACAACAUAGAGAAGUUUACAGAAGUGGGCGGCCUGUCAAUCUCCCUCAUCCUCUGGGCCGUCCUCAACUCCUCCAUUGUCAUGUUUGGGGCCAUCAUAGUUGCAUUUUUCGAGCCUAUAGCAGCAGGAAGCGGUAUUCCUCAAAUAAAAUGUUAUCUGAAUGGAGUCAAAAUUCCCAGGGUGGUACGACUCAAGACACUGGUGGUGAAAGUGGCCGGUGUUAUCUGUUCAGUGGUUGGCGGGCUUGCUGUGGGAAAGGAAGGGCCCAUGAUUCACUCUGGUGCUGUUGUAGCUGCAGGAGUCUCUCAGGGCAGGAGCACCUCCUUAAAGAGAGACUUUAAGAUCUUUGAAUACUUCCGGAGAGACACAGAAAAAAGAGAUUUUGUGUCUGCUGGAGCUGCUGCCGGAGUUUCGGCUGCUUUUGGAGCACCAGUCGGUGGCGUUCUGUUUGCUCUAGAGGAGGGAGCUUCUUUCUGGAACCAGAUGUUGACAUGGAGAAUAUUUUUUGCUUCCAUGAUCUCUACCUUCACCUUGAACUUCUUCCUCAGUAUCUAUCAUAACAAUCCAGGAGACCUUUCCAACCCGGGUCUCAUCAACUUUGGGCGCUUUGAGAGUGAUAGUGUGGCCUAUAACCUCUAUGAGAUUCCCUUGUUCAUCAUUAUGGGGGCCAUAGGUGGAUUGCUGGGAGCUCUGUUCAACAAGCUCAACUACUGGCUGACCAUCUUCAGGAUCAGGUAUGUUCAUCGCCCUUGUUUACAAGUGAUGGAGGCCAUGUUGGUUGCUGCAGUGACUGCGACAGUGUCGUUCACCACGAUCUACUUCUCCAAUGACUGUCAGCCUCUGGGGCCAGAGCACACGGAGGAGUACCCUCUGCAGUUAUUCUGUGCAGAUGGGGAGUAUAACUCCAUGGCAACGGCCUUCUUCAACACUCCUGAGAGAAGUGUUCGUAGUCUCUUCCACAACCAGCCAGGAACCUACAAUCCCUUGACCCUGGGUUUGUUCACCCUGACUUAUUUCUUCCUGGCGUGUUGGACUUAUGGCCUGGCAGUGUCUGCUGGAGUCUUCAUCCCAUCUCUGCUUAUAGGAGCAGCCUGGGGGAGAUUGUUUGGAAUCCUGCUGGCCUCCAUCACCGCCACUGGCUCGAUCUGGGCUGACCCUGGUAAAUAUGCCUUGAUUGGAGCUGCUGCUCAGUUAGGUGGCAUUGUGAGGAUGACCCUCAGUUUGACUGUCAUCAUGGUAGAGGCUACAGGAAAUGUCACAUACGGUCUUCCCAUCAUGCUCGUACUCAUGACUGCCAAGAUAGUAGGAGACUAUUUUGUAGAGGGUCUGUAUGAUAUCCACAUCAAGCUGCAGAGCGUUCCCUUCCUGCACUUGGAGGCUCCCGCCACCUCCCACUGGUUGACCGCCCGAGAGGUGAUGGGUUCCCCGGUCACCUGUCUGAACAGGAUAGAGAAAGUGGGAACCAUCGUGGACAUCCUUAGCAACACAUCAACCAAUCACAACGGCUUCCCAGUCGUGGUGCAGGUUACUGGUAGUGAUGAGCCAGCGAAGCUCUGCGGCCUCAUCCUCCGCUCUCAGCUCAUUGUUCUUCUCAAGCACAAGGUGUUUGUGGAGUUGGCCCGGUCCCGGCUGACCCAGAGGAAGCUCCAGCUCAAGGACUUCAGGGACGCCUAUCCCCGCUUCCCCCCGAUCCAGAGCAUUCAUGUCUCCCAGGACGAGAGGGAGUGUAUGAUGGACCUCACUGAGUUCAUGAACGCAACGCCUUACACUGUACCACAGGAAACGUCUCUGCCUCGUGUGUUUAAGCUGUUCAGGGCGCUGGGACUCAGACACCUGGUGGUAGUGGAUGAUGAGAACAGGGUGGUUGGACUGGUGACAAGGAAAGACUUGGCCAGAUAUCAUCUGGGAAAACACGGACUAGAGGAGCUUCAGGUGGCCCAGACAUAGCACACACACACACACAAACACACAAAUCUAUGAACUAUGACCACCUGAUGCCUUGUAAGCUCUAUGCAGGACAACGAACAAGGGCCAAGAGGUCUUUGUUAUUUUUUAUGCCAAAAUGGUCACCAAGAACACAUGGAAACCCUUUGAACAGGCCUGGGUCAUUAACAGAAUAACACGUUUAAUUGUCAAACUGCUUUUGGUGUAAACAUUGGAAGU